UUCGGGCCGCGGUUUCCCGGGGCGCCGCCGGUCCCUUCCUGCGGCCCGGGCCCUGCGCGGCGGCUCCGCCCGCGCCCCGUUGGCGGCAGCGGGGCGGGACCGGCACCGGCACCGGGAGGCUGCGGCUCCAGGGCUCCGGCACCGGGCGGCGGCGGGUGAAGUUCCUACUGGACGCGCUUGGCAAGAUGGAGCCGCCGACCUCCUCCAGGCUGAAUUCCCGCAAGAGAAGAAAAGAUGGAUCCGGCCCCAACGGGGCGACGGAGCUGGAUGGAAUCCCUCCAAAAAUGUCCCGGCGCUCAUUCGGACUGAAGGAACCAGCUCCGUUUUCAGAUGAAGUGGAAAUCGAUUACACUAAGCCAUACAUCAGAGUGACGUAUGAAGAAGCGAUGAGAGGGACCCCUUUGGAUCGCCCUGUCAGAGUUUAUGCCGAUGGAAUAUUUGACUUGUUUCACUCCGGACACGCCCGGGCCUUGAUGCAAGCAAAAAACCUCUUCCCAAACACAUACCUCAUUGUGGGAGUCUGCAGCGAUGAGCUGACCCAUAACUUCAAGGGCUUCACGGUGAUGAAUGAAAACGAGCGGUACGAUGCUGUGCAGCACUGUCGCUAUGUGGACGAAGUGGUGAGAAAUGCACCAUGGACGCUCACCCCUGAAUUCCUGGCAGAGCACAGGAUCGACUUUGUUGCACAUGAUGACAUCCCCUAUUCUUCUGCUGGCAGCGAUGAUGUAUAUAAGCACAUAAAAGAAGCAGGCAUGUUUGCACCAACUCAGAGGACCGAGGGGAUUUCAACAUCAGAUAUCAUCACCCGCAUUGUGCGGGACUACGAUGUUUAUGCCAGACGGAACCUGCAACGGGGCUACACAGCUAAAGAGCUCAACGUCAGUUUCAUAAAUGAAAAGAAAUACCACCUCCAGGAGCGUGUGGAUAAGGUGAAAAAAAGGGUGAAGGAUGUGGAGGAGAAGUCAAAGGAAUUUGUCCAGAAAGUGGAGGAGAAGAGUAUUGAUCUCAUUCAGAAGUGGGAAGAGAAGUCCCGGGAGUUCAUUGGCAAUUUCCUGGAGAUGUUUGGCCCAGAAGGCGCGUUGAAACACAUGCUGAAGGAGGGCAAGGGCCGGAUGCUGCAGGCCAUCAGCCCCAAGCAGAGCCCCAGCAGCAGCCCCACGCACGACCGCUCCCCGUCACCCUCCUUCCGCUGGCCCUUUUCAACUAAGACUCCUCCUUCCUCGCCGGCCAACCGCUCCAGGAACGAGUCUGCAGUCACCUACGACAUCAGUGAGGAUGAAGAGGAUUAAGCUGCCAGCCGGGAUUUGCUGCGACCCACUAAUCGCCGAAUCCUAAGUCCAGACCCACUGGGGAACUCUAACUGAGCAAGAGAGCCAUAGGAACAGGGCUGACGGUGAGCACAGGGCCUCGGAGGCACCCGUUGCUCUUAGUGAGGGCUGCUGCCUGGAAGCACAUUCAAACCUCCUCUCCCUUCUCCCCAAAUUCCCUUUUUAUUGUUUACGUUCUAGUGGUCUCCAGGGGAAAGAUGGUUUUUAUAUUUUAAGAAACUACUCUUUUAAAACACAAAGAAUAGCACUCGAGUGUGGCUCUUGUUCUGGUUUCUUUUCCCCUGUUAAACUCUCCAGGCGAGACAGAGAGUGGUAAGACCCACCUGCCCCUUCUUUCUUUCAGCUCCCCUGUCUUAUCCCUCCCAGCCCCAGGCAGUAUCCGUGCCACUGCCAAAUGAAAGACCCCUCGGUUCCUCAACCAGGGUGACCUCGACAGCACGCAGGGAGCAGUUGCGUAGAGAAACUGCUAGGACACAGGGACAUCUCUGCUGCUCUGGAGCCGAUAGGAACUUACCUGGCAGGCUCGGCAGCGCUGGCAUGCCUCUUGGCCGAGCUUCCCGGCGUGCCGCGGUGAGGAUGUGCUGGGGAGAGGGCUGCCAGCUUAGCGUGCACGAGUCACCCCCUGGAAGAAGUCGCAGCACCGUAGUCGCACGCCCUGCAGGUGUGCAGCAUUUGCAGCUCCAAAUCCGCACAGGCGGCUGCAGGGGAAAGGCCUUUUCCAGCUAAUCUUAACGGGACUGCUAAAUCUCGAGCUAAAAUUGAGCCCUCAGUUGCUGUUGGAGAGAAGAGAAUGAAUCUUUGCUUCAGGGCACUUUGUCUGUGCGUUUCCUCGGGUGUGUGAGCGCCCAGGUAGGAAAUGAAUGUGUGUGCUCCUUUGAGAAGUUCCUUGUCCCAGUCUCUGGUGUGUCCUAAGUGUUUGUCCGUCCACGCGGCCCCUCAGCGCUGUGCUCUGCGCGUCUCCGUGUUUCAGUUGCUGUGCUCUGAGGACUGGCGCAGUCCUUCACACUGGUCAAGUUGCUGCUAUAAGGACAAAACAAGAAUUCACGCAGCCAGUUUGCUGUCUGUCGGUAUGUGCAGCUGGACAGAUGAGGGGCAUGUUUUACUGCCCAGUGAAGGGUGACAGUCCCGUGUUACCUGUCCUGUGCAAUAAAUGCACAAAUCCUGCCCAUUUACUCCGCUCCUCAAGGCAGGCCGGGAAGAACAUCAGAGAGUGCUGCGGCUUUUUAAGAUUUUAAACGUGUGCUCUGCUCAUUUGAAAGGUCCUAGUCCUGCCUGCUGUCGUGUGUGUGUAGUAAGCGUCGAGCUUUGUGGCCCUCAGCUCUUCGGGUGGAAGUUUCCCUCCCCGUGCCAGGUCCCGAGCUGCUCGGCGCGCUGUCCCCGCAGCCAGCUGGCUGUCCCAUGAACCUCCCACUCGCUUUUCCCUUCGGGUUUGUCUCUGGGUGGAGCUGCUGGGCUGAGCCCCCGUGAGCUCCUGCAGUGCUGGCAGCAGGCGAGGAGGGCUCGCAGCCCCGCAGGGAGCUCUGCCACGCGGGAUGGGGGGCUUGGGGAGCAGCAGGGAGGCGAAUCAUCCCAGGCUGCUGCUGCUUGCUGGCUUUUACCUUGCUGUUCCUCUGUCGUGCUGCCCAGAGGGCUUGGCAGAGUCUCGUAGGAGAGAAACCUCUUCGCUCUGGGCUUCUGCUGAGGCCAGAGCCUGUGUGAGAAAGGGUAUUUUGGGGAUUCCUCAUCCGCCACUCGGACCUCUCUCAGCAGGGGUGUGCACAGCUCUGGGAGUGUGGCUGGCUGCUGUUGGCUUUAAGCUGUGAGAGCAAAGAACGGUCCCUUGGUACGAGCCAGCCUUUACUGACCUGGCUUAUUUAUGAUGGUGGAGCACUUAUUUUGUAUCACCCACGGUCUCUCUUCCCUAUCUUCCCCACUUUCCUUCCUUCACCCUUCCCUCACUAGGGGUGUCAAGUCGCUUUCCCCAGGCGGAUCACAAAGGCCAGGCUGCUUCAGAGCCUUGCAGCUGUUUUAAACACAAGUUAUGCAACAGUGUUCUGUAAUUUUGGGUAACAGUGGUGUGUUUUGGAUGGUGGCUUGUUCUGUGGAGACCCUGCGUGUUUCUUGGUGUCUUUGCACAACCCGGGGCACUUAGGAAGAAGCCAGGCAUGGUUUUACGUGUAGCUUGGAAUAACAGAGCUGUUUCUUGUAACCAAUAAUCCCUGCUUCCUCCUUGCACUUAAAUUAAAAAAAAAACACUCAAAUCCCA
This is a messenger RNA of Cygnus olor (mute swan), 3573 nucleotides long. It is a transcript of the gene PCYT1A, whose product is annotated as phosphate cytidylyltransferase 1A, choline. Gene Ontology annotation, biological process: CDP-choline pathway. The transcript is spliced from 9 exons. The record is from RefSeq and is a predicted model, not a curated record. The coding region runs from base 186 to 1289 and encodes 367 amino acids. Gene Ontology annotation, molecular function: phosphatidylcholine binding; choline-phosphate cytidylyltransferase activity. Gene Ontology annotation, cellular component: endoplasmic reticulum. NCBI's taxonomy places the organism in Eukaryota, Metazoa, Chordata, Aves, Anseriformes, Anatidae.